This is a messenger RNA of Dermacentor albipictus, 1805 nucleotides long. NCBI's taxonomy places the organism in Eukaryota, Metazoa, Arthropoda, Arachnida, Ixodida, Ixodidae. The record is from RefSeq and is a predicted model, not a curated record.
CGGGACCAAAACGAUAUAAAGAAGAAAUUAACCAUAUAUAUUCGCGCACACUUCAAGCUAUUCUGAAGCGCCGCUGAUCCCUUCAGGAGCGUCUUGGUGUUAACAGGCCAUCAUUGUGCACUACCUUGUAGAGGCUGAAGUACGCCAAUCACCAGCACAUUUGCGUGCUGCGACGAACGGACUCUGACAACUAAAAAAAAAAAAAACAGCAUGAGAUCGGCGUCUGCAUGGACCCUCAUUGUUGUAGCUGUCGUCCAACUUAUACCUGGGUCACAAUCCAGUAACGCUGCGAGUAAAAGCCAACAGCCGACCUUAACAGCGGGCAGCCCGACAGAUGCCGAGCCUCUGUUUCUCACUCCAUACAUUGACAACUGUUCUUACUACGAAGCACGAGAGAAGAGCAAAAUACCGUAUGCUCAGAGGUUCAAUGUUACUGCUUACUCUGGUUAUAUUACUGUGAACAAAACUGUUCGAAGCCACCUCUACUUUCUGCUGACUGAAGUACAGGGCAACUCAUCUGAUGCACCCCUCUUACUAUGGACUCAAGGUGGCCCGGGUUUGUCUGCACUGUUUGGUCUGUUUCUCGAGAACGGCCCCGUGGAUUUUAUUGGUCUUGACUCAAACUACAGUGCAAUAUUAGAACCCCGAAUUAAUACCUUACAAAAGAACAUGAGCGUCCUCUACCUGGAUCUCCCGGUGGGGGCUGGCUUCAGCUUCACAGAAGACGAAGAAAACGGUUACCCAACAAACCUCGAGGACAUAGUAGUGCACGUGAAGGAAUUUUUGACACAAUUCACGAAAGUAUUCUCUGAAUAUGAAAAUCGGGACUUCUAUCUCGCUGGAGAGUCAUACGCAGCAAGGUAUUCCGUCGCUGUCGCUUACUAUUGGUACCGGAUGAUGUUGAACGAGUCAAAGCUAAACCUCAAGGGGGUGAUUGGAGGCAAUGGAUUCCUCGGCCCUAUAUUUGAUAUAGCCAACUCCAGCGACUUCCUCUACCAGAUGUCGAUGGUCGACUCGAAUGGACGGGAACAAUUUCAACAACGGUUUCAGCUCAUGAAAAAGCUGGCAGCGUCUGAAAAUGCUAGCGAUAAAAUGUACGCGCUGAAGAUGGUCCUCAGCACUAUAUUUAUAAACGAAUCGGCGCCUACACUGUUUCAGAAUCUCACCUCAUACCAUGAUCACGCAAGCCCCAUGUACUCCCACAGACCAGUUCGAAUGCUAUACUGUGUUGGAUUUUUAAAUGAUACUGCAACCAAAGUAUUGCUGCAUGCUGGGGCGAACAACACUUUUCAAGUCUACCAUGAACCUAUGCUACAGAAAUUCGCUGUCGACGGCUUGCGGGAGAUCAGCGCCUUCAAUGAAGAUGUGCUAAACAAUUAUAGAGUGCUGUUCUUCACCGGACAAAUGGACGCACUUUUUCCAGCGGUAAACCAACGGGAUUAUCAUCGAAGGUUGAACUGGACGUACGCAAAUGAGUACAGAAAGGCCAUUCGUUAUCCUUGGCAGCCGCAUCCGGGGUACUACGGCUUUGCUGGAUAUAAGAAGACAGUGCAUAAUUUCACAGAAGCUGUCAUAUUAGGCAUGAGCCACUAUGGUGUCGUAGAGAAACCUGAUGAAGUAUACUUCCUGAUGACUGAAUUUAUUGCUAACUCAACGCAAGCUGCAAGUGUUUUACCAACAGCUUGAAACAAAGUAACACAGAAUAUAGCCCAACAGCCAAAGGACAAGGAGCUCCAGCUGUUACCUAGCAUCAAACGGGAGUAUUUUGGUUGAAUAAAAUGUUACAGUAUUUUCUGAGUAGACAA